GAAAUUUUCCGCGCUUUCGUCGGUGAAAGUUCACAACUUAAAGAGUGGCGGGAGCUGUUGUCAACCAGGGGCUGCUGUGAAGAAGCAACUUAAAUUGUUUGCAACUAUAACUUUGCUGGAAACGAAGCAGCAGGUGAUCGCUGCCCGGACAGGUUUCACUGUGACAGCAGUCCUACGUUUAGGCAUGGAUAUUAAAAAGCGCAAUGGCGGCCCUUUUAUGGCGUCCCAGGCCAAACGGGGUAAAAUCGGUAGUGAAUGGGAGGAUAGUCCAUCGCAGUUUGAAGAGGAAUUGUCCAUGUUUGAUGAUGCAGAGAUGGAGGCAGAGGAGACGGAGGGCCAGGCGGGCCAUGAUGUCAUUCCUGUAGGUGACCUCUUCUCAGCAGACCUGAACCCUCGUUGGCCGCGGCCGAACGCCCCGACGCUGGACCCAUCAUCUGAUACCUUGGUGUUUCAGCAGAUUGAUCUUGACUAUUAUUUAGGUGCGUCAGUGGCUGGCAUGCCAGGUCAGUCCCAGGGAACGGUCCCCAUAAUUCGGAUGUUCGGGGUGACAGACAGUGGCAACAGUGUGUGCUGCCAUGUCCACGGUUUUGCACCUUACUUCUAUGUUCCUGCACCAAAUGGGUUCAAAUCUGAUCACCUGGGUGAGUUUAAAAGAGAGUUGAACUGUGCUGUCCUGAAGGACAUGAGAUCCAAUAAGGACAACAUAUCGGUGACAGUGCUGGCUGUGGACAUCACCCGUAAAGAGAACAUGUAUGGCUACCACGGGAAACGCAGCCUUGAUUUUUUGCGGAUAACCAUGGCGAUGCCUCGUCUCAUCGCCCCGGCAAAGAGACUGCUGGAGCAGGGCUUCAAGUUCGGACCGUAUCCCCUCCAGGGGUACCAACCCUAUGAGGCUAACAUAGAUUUUGAGAUAAGGUUCAUGGUGGACAGUGAUGUGGUGGGAUGCUGCUGGAUUGAACUUCCCAAAGACAAGUACAGAGUGCGUGAAGAGAAGAGCCCAGGGCAGACGGAUUCUCGGUACCCAGGAAAGGCGUCCUUGUGUCAGUAUGAGGUGGACGUGGGAUGGACAGAUCUGAUCAGUCACCCUGCAGAGGGAGACUGGCAGAGGAUCGCUCCGCUCAGAGUCCUCAGCUUUGACAUCGAGUGUGCAGGAAGAAAAGGAAUCUUCCCAGAAGCAGACAAGGACCCCGUGAUUCAGAUCGCCUCUAUGGUGCAGCGUCAGGGAGAGACGGAGCCGUUCAUCCGCACCGUGUUCACCCUCCAGUCCUGCGCCAGCAUCGUCGGCUCUCAGAUAUUGUGCUUUACACAGGAGAAACAGCUACUGCAGAGCUGGGCAGAGUUUUUAAGGACAGUGGACCCAGACAUCAUCACUGGAUACAACAUCCAAAACUUUGACUUCCCCUACUUGCUCAACAGGGCAGCUGCUUUAAAGGUGAAUCUCUUUCCUUACCUGGGUCGAGUGCGAGGCAUCAAGUCGGUCAUUAAAGACCUAAACUUCCAGAGCAAGCAGAUGGGCCGCAGAGAAAACAAGAGCGUUAACAUGGAGGGCCGGGUUCAGUUCGAUCUACUGCAGGUUCUCCUCAGGGACUAUAAACUGCGUUCUUACACACUGAACGCUGUGAGUUUCCACUUCCUGCAAGAACAGAAGGAGGACGUGCAGCACUCCAUCAUCACUGAUCUGCAGAACGGCAACGAACAGACGCGUCGUCGUCUGGCCGUCUACUGCCUGAAGGACGCCUACCUCCCGCUGCGCCUGCUGCAGAAGCUGAUGUGUGUGAUUAACUACAUGGAGAUGGCCAGAGUGACGGGCGUGCCUCUCACCUACCUGCUCUUAAGAGGACAGCAGAUCAAAGUCGUCUCUCAGCUGCUGCGACAGGCCAUGAAGCAGGACCUGGUCAUGCCUGUUGUAAAGACAGAGGGAGGAGAAGAUUACACUGGAGCAACUGUCAUCGAGCCAGAGAAAGGGUAUUACAGCGUUCCUAUUGCCACACUGGAUUUCUCCUCCUUGUAUCCGUCCAUCAUGAUGGCACACAAUCUGUGCUACACCACCCUGCUGCAGAAGGGCUCAGCAGAGAGACAGAGCCUCUCACCAGAGGACUUCAUCAAGACUCCGACUGGAGAUACGUUUGUAAAGAGCUCUGUGAGGAAAGGACUUCUACCUGAGAUCCUGGAGAACCUGCUGUCUGCCAGGAAGAAGGCCAAAACAGAGCUGAAGAAGGAGACGGACCCGUUCAAGAGGCAGGUGCUGGACGGCCGACAGCUGGCUCUCAAGAUCAGCGCUAACUCAGUCUAUGGCUUCACAGGUGCUCAGGUCGGCAAGCUGCCCUGCCUAGAGAUCUCACAGAGUGUCACAGGUUUUGGAAGACAGAUGAUUGAGCAAACCAAACAGUUGGUGGAGUCAAAGUACACCGUUUCCAACGGUUACCAAGGUGAUGCCAAGGUCAUUUAUGGGGACACAGACUCUGUCAUGGUUAAACUUGGAGUUGCCACGGUGAGGGAGGCCAUGGAGGUUGGGAGGGAGGCAGCAGAGUGGGUCUCAUCCCAUUUCACACCGCCCAUCAAACUGGAAUUUGAAAAGGUGUACUACCCGUACCUGCUGAUCAACAAGAAGCGCUACGCAGGUCUCUAUUUCUCCACCAGUGCAGACACACAUGACAAGAUGGAUUGUAAAGGCAUUGAGACUGUCCGCAGAGACAACUGCCCUCUGGUGGCCAACCUUAUAAACACCUGUCUGCAGAAAAUCCUCAUAGAAAGGGACCCCCAGGGUGCUGUGGGUCACGCUAAAGAAGUGAUCUCAGACUUAUUGUGCAACCGCAUCGACAUCAGCCAGCUGGUCAUCACCAAGGAGCUAACGCGCACCGCCCAGGAGUAUGCUGGCAGACAGGCCCACGUGGAGCUGGCUGAGAGGAUGAAAAAGAGAGAUGCUGGCAGCGCUCCCAACCUGGGAGACCGAGUUCCUUACGUCAUCAUCAAGGCUGCAAAGGGAGUCGCAGCGUACAUGAAGUCAGAGGACCCGAUCUUUGUGCUGGAGAACAACAUUCCCAUCGACACGCAGUACUACCUGGAGCAGCAGCUGUCCAAGCCCCUGCUGAGAAUAUUUGAGCCCAUCCUCGGAGAGACCAAAGCAGAGAACGUCCUGCUCAAGGGCGACCACACGCGCUGCAAGACUGUGCUGACCUCAAAGAUCGGAGGCCUGAUGGCGUUCGCUCAGAAGAGAAGCACCUGCAUCGGCUGCAAAGCUGUGCUCAAGACGGACGCGGCCGUGUGUGAUUUCUGCAAGAAGAAAGAGUCUGAACUGUACCAGAAAGAGAUCUUCCACCUGAACACCCUGGAGGAGCGCUUCUCUCGCCUGUGGACUCAGUGUCAGCGCUGUCAGGGCUCCCUCCAUGAGGAUGUGCUCUGUACCAGCCGGGAUUGUCCCAUCUUCUACAUGAGGAAGAAGGUUCAGAAAGAUCUGGAUGACCAGAGCAAGCUGGUGAACCGUUUUGGAUGGUGAGAGGCGAACACACUCAAUCCUCAUGUGCCUCAUUUCAGACCACCCUGGACUCCUUCACCUCACUAUAUUUUUCUUCUGUCUUUUGGUGCUUGUAAAAAUGCAUAUAUAUAGCACUAUUUCUAUGUUUUCUAAUAUGAAUUGAAAUGUCACAAAGUACUGUGUUUUUGUAAAAUAAAAUCAAAAAGUAAUCU
Molecule: messenger RNA, 3687 nt
Organism: Centropristis striata (black sea bass)
Lineage: Eukaryota; Metazoa; Chordata; Actinopteri; Perciformes; Serranidae
Gene: pold1
Product: polymerase (DNA directed), delta 1, catalytic subunit
Exons: 27
Coding region: 185-3496 (1103 amino acids)
Biological process (GO): nucleotide-excision repair, DNA gap filling; DNA replication proofreading; DNA-templated DNA replication
Cellular component (GO): delta DNA polymerase complex
Molecular function (GO): DNA binding; DNA-directed DNA polymerase activity; nucleotide binding
Source: RefSeq, a predicted model, not a curated record